Molecule: messenger RNA, 1710 nt
Organism: Pleuronectes platessa (European plaice)
Lineage: Eukaryota; Metazoa; Chordata; Actinopteri; Pleuronectiformes; Pleuronectidae
Product: potassium voltage-gated channel subfamily A member 1
Exons: 1
Coding region: 1-1710 (569 amino acids)
Biological process (GO): protein homooligomerization; potassium ion transmembrane transport
Cellular component (GO): membrane; voltage-gated potassium channel complex
Molecular function (GO): protein binding; delayed rectifier potassium channel activity
Source: RefSeq, a predicted model, not a curated record
AUGGAGAUCGCCUUGGUGAGUUUUGAGAACGGCGGCGCCAAAGGGAGCGGUGGAGGCGGAGGAGGCGGCAAUGCCGAGGAGAGCUGCCGGAACGCGCUGGAUGUCCCUCAGCCCGGCUUCGUGCAGACUGGACUCGGGGAGGACUUCGGCAAAGAGCUGAACACCCGGGGGAGUCCCCAGCCGCGGCUGCACCCGCUCAGCAGCUCGUGGAAAAUCAACGACAUGAACAGCACCUUCAGCUGCAGCGAGAACGCCAUGGAUGCGCUUUUACGCGCGGACCACAGUCCGCAUCUGUUCGACGAGGACAUGAUGGACAUGCACAUGGACACGGAGAGCAACGAGAGGGUGCUCAUCAACAUCGCCGGGCUGAGGUACGAGACCCAGCUGGGAACCCUCAACCAGUUCCCCGACACUUUGCUCGGAGACCCCGCCAAGAGGAUCAAGUACUUCGACCCGCUCCGGAACGAGUACUUCUUCGACCGCAACAGACCGAGUUUUGACGGGAUUUUGUAUUUUUACCAGUCAGGGGGGAAGGUCCGGAGACCCGUGAACGUGUCCAUCGACGUGUUCGCGGAUGAGAUCAGGUUUUACCAGCUGGGGGAGGAGGCCAUGGAGCGGUUCCGAGAGGACGAGGGCUUUAUAAAAGAGGAGGAGAAGCCGCUGCCUCAGAACGAGUUCCAGAAGCAGGUCUGGCUCAUAUUCGAGUACCCGGAGAGCUCGAUUCCCGCCCGGGGCAUCGCCAUCGUGUCCGUGCUCGUCAUCACCAUAUCCAUCAUCACCUUCUGCAUGGAGACGCUGCCAGAGUUCCGGGACGAGCGGGAGCUGAUGGUCACCAACCGCCUGGACAACAGCACCGCGCCGCGGCCGUCCCUCACCUUCACCGACCCCUUCUUCAUCAUCGAGACCACGUGCGUCAUCUGGUUCACCUUCGAGCUCUUCGUGCGCUUCUUCGCGUGCCCGAGCAAGUCCGAGUUCUCCAAGACAGUCAUGAACAUCAUCGACAUCAUGUCCAUCAUGCCUUACUUCAUCACAGUGGGCACGGAGCUGGCGGAGCAGCAGGGCCAGGAGCACCAGAACGGGCAGCAGGCCAUGUCCCUGGCCAUCCUGAGGGUCAUCCGCCUGGUGCGGGUCUUCAGGAUCUUCAAGCUCUCCAGACACUCCAAGGGGCUCCAGAUCCUGGGCCAGACCCUGAAGGCCAGCAUGCGGGAGCUGGGCCUGCUCAUCUUCUUCCUCUUCAUCGGGGUCAUCCUCUUCUCCAGCGCCGUGUUCUUCGCGGAAGCGGACGAGCCGGAGUCUCACUUCUCCAGCAUCCCGGACGCCUUCUGGUGGGCGGUGGUGACCAUGACCACGGUGGGCUACGGGGACAUGAGGCCGGUGACGGUGGGGGGGAAGAUCGUGGGCUCGCUGUGCGCCAUCGCCGGUGUGCUCACCAUCGCGCUGCCGGUGCCGGUCAUCGUGUCCAACUUCAACUACUUCUACCACCGGGAGACGGACCAGGACCAGUCCUCCCUGAAGGACGAGCCCAACAGUGGCCGGGCGAGUCCCGAGCUCAAGCGUAAAGGAAGUAAAUCCUCCAACAAGUCCCAGGAAGCGGAGAACAACGACGCGACCGCCGCUGGAGAGAAGGCGAAUAUCAAGGCCAACAGCAGCAUGGACUUCAAGAGAUCCCUGUACGCGUUCUGCCUGAACACACGGGAGACGGACCUGUAG